AUGAAGAGCUACAAAGUAUUCAAGAAGCCUUAUGUUCUUAUAGAGGACUUUAAGAACAAGUUCCAACCGUUCUACAAGGAAUACGUUAACUCAGAUGCCCCAAAACUUCACCUGGACAGCCCAACUCUAUGCUGUCCUUUCCAGGCCACCAAGAAGUACAAACAAUCAAACAAACGCCGCCAUACUCGGGAAGGCUUUUGUGAAAUUUGCUACACCAGGUUCAGCAAUUAUGAAGAACACAUAAAAGAGUUUGAGCACAGGGAGUUUGCAAAAGACAACUCAAACUAUAAGAAGCUUGAUGCAUUUAUAUCCACUUCUGCCUUUGAAAGUGCAAGUGUAUCCGAAGAGUACACUCCCCAGUCCCCAACGUUCAGGAUGACUCCAGCCUCCAGCGGUAGAAACCAUCCUGGUGUUUGCUCGAAUGGCAAUGAGAAGUAUAGCCAAACACUCCACUUUUCUCCGAUUAGUACGGAGGACUGCCGGGAACAGGAAGUAGUGUUGUUUGACCAUUUUAUUGCCGAAGUAUUUGAUAAAUAA
Messenger RNA from Encephalitozoon intestinalis ATCC 50506, 537 nucleotides. RefSeq names its product protein kinase. The transcript has a single exon. The coding region runs from base 1 to 537 and encodes 178 amino acids. Gene Ontology annotation, molecular function: zinc ion binding; nucleic acid binding. The record is from RefSeq and is a predicted model, not a curated record. Lineage: Eukaryota; Fungi; Microsporidia; Unikaryonidae.